Molecule: messenger RNA, 1779 nt
Organism: Musa acuminata subsp. malaccensis (wild Malaysian banana)
Lineage: Eukaryota; Viridiplantae; Streptophyta; Magnoliopsida; Zingiberales; Musaceae
Product: protein GRAVITROPIC IN THE LIGHT 1-like
Biological process (GO): negative gravitropism; response to red or far red light
Source: RefSeq, a predicted model, not a curated record
GGUUCGAUCGAGUCAUAUGGUGAGAGGGAAAGAGAGACAGAGGGAACGCCUUGUAAAGUAGGCAAAGCCCAGAAUUCAUUCCCACGGCAGGAAGUAGUGGAAGAAGACCGGCAAUUGUUCCCAUUUCCGUUCCAUUUCGAUGGCUUUUGUUUGAGACCGUAGCGGGUUUUGCGGAGGAAGACGGGAAGAUGCUUCAGAAGUUCGCGUUAGCGGUGAAGACCAAGACCAUCGAGUUCUUCGCCGAGGAGGACGAAGAAGAGGAGGAGGAGCGGGCGGUCGGCGUCGAUGAUCCCGAUGCUUGCCCUGCUCCGGAGGAAGUCAUCACCGGUCAGCGCGUCGUUGUCCUGAGGCCCGACCCCGCCCCCCGGCCUGACCCCGAAACCCUCACCGCCGCCGCCCUUGCCGCGCUCUCAUCCUUCCAGGCCGCAUACCUCCACCUCCAAACCGCCCACUCGCCCUUCCUCUCUGACGCCGUCCUCUCCGCCGACCGCGCCGCCGUUUCCCACCUUCGCCGCCUCUCCGAGGUCAAGCGCCUCUACCUCAGCACCGGCCCUGGUCCUAGCCCUGUUCCCACCUCCGCCCUCCCCCUCUCCUUCCUCCUGGAGGCGCAGGUGCAGGACAAUCAGGACCUCCUCCGCACCUUCGAGGCCCUCGUCGACCGCCUCCAGUCCGACAUCGACCGCAAGGAUGCCGAGGCCGCCGCCCUCGAGAAGGCGCUCGCCGACCUCGACGGCUCCGGGGUGCGGCUCGCCCACCGGCUCGAGCGUGCUUGUAUGCCGGCCGAGGAGAGGGUGGAGUCGCUGCUCACGAUCGGCGUCUUCGACUCGGUGCUCAGGGACACCUGCCGGGUGACGCAUCGGUUCGCCAGGGUCUUGAUCGACUUGAUGAAUUUGUCCGGGUGGAAUUUGGGUGUGGCCGCGAACUGCAUUUACCCGGACGUCAAUUUCACGAAGCCGGGACACUGCCGGUACGCCAUCCUCUCGUACAUUUGCUUGGGCAUGUUUGGAGGGUUCGAUUCGUACGACUUCUGCGACGAUGGGGAUGGAGUUGACAUGGAUGAGAUUGAUGUUUCCAUCCGGAGAACCGAUUCUUUGCAGCAAUUCAUCGAGCACUCGGCUCUUGAUCCAUUGGAGCUUAUGCGAGAUUUUCCAAGUAGUGAUUUUGUGAAGUUCUGCAAGAAGAAGUAUGCCAAGCUCAUUCACCCUGGCAUCGAAUCCUCUCUGUUGAGGAAUUCGGCCAUUGGAGAAUCUUUGUUGGGGUCGUUGACACCGUCAAGUCCCCUGUAUGAGUCAUUUGCGAGCAUGGCCAGCUCCAUAUGGAUGCUUCACAAAUUGGCCUGGGCAUAUAAUCCCGUGGUGAAAAUCUUUCAGGUAGCCCCAGGGACUGAAUUCUCAAUGGUUUUCAUGGAGACCAUUGUUCCUAAGGUCGACAAGUUGCACAUGGACUCUGGGAGUUCUUCACGGCCAAAGGUCGGGUUUACUGUGGUUCCAGGGUUUCAUGUUGGCAAGACAGUUAUCCAGUCUAGAGUUUACCUAGAUGACUCAGAGCAGACAUUAUAACUAUAUAUUCAUUUGUGUACAUGGGGAUACUUAGAGACAUCCUUUGGGUAUAGGAGAUAACAUAAAGAGCGUUUACAAGUUUGUAUGGAUAACUUGAAGGACCAACAAAGUCCGCUGGAAAAUACAUUUUGAUUUUUCUUUUGACAGCAUUAUGUUGGUUCUUUUCUUAGCUAAAAAUAUUAUAUGAUUGAGCACAUCGCUUGUGUGCCAUUCUGUAUAA